UGCACGUCGUCUUUAUCGACGAUAGAGUCUCCUCUUUGUAUGGUAUCUAAACACAUGUGUAUGCAUAACAUGAAUAAAUUCGGUAUUCACGUAUUAGUGACCAUGGUGCUUAUGGCUUUUGUUGUACACUGUGUUAACCUAGACUUCAAAAACAAAUUAAACAACAAAUUAUACGAGUUUAACUGCACGUAUUCAUUGACCAAGGGCGAAUAUUUUAGCAAUUUUUCCUACGGCUACGAGACAUCCAGAUUUUUCUACUACGACAACAAAACAGCAUCGAAUAUAAUCAAAAUAAAAGGCGUGGAAGAUGUAAAACAAUUGAAACCAUAUACCGGUGAUAUAACAAUUGGCAAAUGGACCAAGGGCAAUUAUUCGUGUACAGUGGGCACACACAACAAAACACACACUAUACUAACCACACGUUUUGUUGGCAUAAACUCCGGCCAUAAUAUUGCAAACAAUGUGUUUAUGACCACAGGUUUGGUCGCCCUGUCAUCGGCUCUGCUAUUUAAAAUAUAA
Messenger RNA from Medioppia subpectinata, 519 nucleotides. The record is from the annotation of a GenBank genome assembly. Lineage: Eukaryota; Metazoa; Arthropoda; Arachnida; Sarcoptiformes; Oppiidae.